AUGGAUGCCCCUGCCAAGGUCGCUUUGGGGAGCCGCCCGUGUAAGAGAAGACGGGAAGACCCUGAAGUAGACGACUCCAAACUCGCCGAUGAACGGCAAACACCAAAGGAGAAGAUGAGCACUCUGACUCGGAUCAAGGCAGCACCUCGUGGCAUGAAAUUGUCUCUUGUGGAAGAAAUGAAACCACUUUUGGAUGAGAAUCCCCCUUUUGCGUCCUCGACAAUGGAGUUCCUUGACCUCUACCUUCUUCUGUGGGAGUCUUAUGUGAUCGACUCGGCGCGCAAGAUCCGUUUGGAAGAGGAGCAGCGACGGCUCCAAGCCGAGAACGCUUGGCUGAUACACGCAAAUAAUCGGUUGUUCCAGGCUUGCACCGACCGAGAGCUGAUUUUGUGGGACCGCCAAGAGGCGUUUGAUUCCGUGCAAGAGGCCAUGGUCCAGGUGCUUGAGGCACUGCGUGUUCCGUUGAUCAGCCGUUGA
Messenger RNA from Penicillium diatomitis, 477 nucleotides. RefSeq lists its product as uncharacterized. Bases 1 to 477 code for a protein of 158 amino acids. Lineage: Eukaryota; Fungi; Ascomycota; Eurotiomycetes; Eurotiales; Aspergillaceae. The transcript is spliced from 2 exons. The record is from RefSeq and is a predicted model, not a curated record.